AUGGAGUCGUGCAGCUUCCGCACCGCCACCUCUCCUUCGCCGUUCCCCUCGGCUCCGUCCUCCUCCUCGUCCGCGCGCGUGCCGUGCCCCAGUCUCCGGUUCGCCAGAGCAAGAAAUGGGAGGCAGAUGCGGAUGCGGAGGAUGGCGUCGGGUUUUGAUGCCUUCCCACCCCUCCCAGGCAAAGUCUUCGUCGAGGAGACAAUUGGAGCUGAAUAUGGGGAAGGAUUUGAGACUUUCAGGAUGGACGGACCACUCAAUAUCGAUGUGGAUUAUCUAAACGAAAAAUUGCAAGAAUGCUUCCUUCAAAGGAUAAGGCAUGCUAUGAAGCCGGAUGAAGCAUUUGGUCUAAUUUUCUCAUGGGACAAUGUUAUUGCUGACACAGACUCACUAAAGUUGGAUGCUUGGAGACAGCUUGCUUUGGAGGAAGGGAAGGACAUCCCUACUGCUGCUCAUAUCCAAAAGAGUAUUCUUCAUGGUGCUGCUGACCAUGUCCUUAGAAAGGUUUUGUAUUGGGCAAAAGAGGAUGAUCAAAUGGAAAGAUUGAAGGCACGCCUUAUCGAGCUUUACUAUGAAAGCCUUUUCAGACUUGAUACCCCAGUAGAAGGAUUGAGAGAAUGGUUGGAUGCAGUUCGGACAGCAGGUAUACCCUGUGCUGUGGCAUCGUCCCUGGAUAGGAGAUGCAUGGUUGAAGCUUUGGAUAGGAUGUCGUUAAGCAAAUACUUCAAGGCGAUUGUGACCGAUGAGGAUGACAUGGAGUCAAUAGCACAUAGGUUUCUCUCAGCUGCUGUUAAGUUGGAUCGGAAGCCCUCGAAAUGCAUAGUGUUUGAGGAUGACCCAAGAGGCGUUACAGCUGCUCACAACUGCACUAUGAUGGCAGUUUCCCUGAUUGGUGCUCAUCCGGCGUACGAGCUGGAACAAGCGGACCUUGCUGUCGCGAGAUACAGCGAGCUCUCGGUGAUCAACCUCAGAAGGAUGUUUGCACACAAGGGGCUAAGCUUCAUGGACAUGCAGAAGCAGAUAAUUGAGAGGUCACCGCCCAAGAGAAAGCUGACAGUAGACACCAUCUUCUGA
Molecule: messenger RNA, 1071 nt
Organism: Triticum turgidum subsp. durum (durum wheat)
Lineage: Eukaryota; Viridiplantae; Streptophyta; Magnoliopsida; Poales; Poaceae
Source: the annotation of a GenBank genome assembly